Sipha flava (yellow sugarcane aphid) is the source of this 1089-nucleotide messenger RNA. RefSeq lists its product as uncharacterized. The transcript has 5 exons. The record is from RefSeq and is a predicted model, not a curated record. Bases 530 to 916 code for a protein of 128 amino acids. Lineage: Eukaryota; Metazoa; Arthropoda; Insecta; Hemiptera; Aphididae.
AGGAAAUUUGUUGUUUGGAAUAAAUAUUGAAAUAUUAUGAUAGUAUUCUAAAUUACUUAUUGUUAUUAUUGCUUGUUAUUUAUUACUUGUUAGUCAUGAAUCAUUAUCAUAGUUUGUAUUCAUAAUCAUUAUUAUUGUCACAGCUCAGCACACUCAUGGUGCGCGGCAAUCAAUCUUACUAUCAGAAUAAUAUUUUCAUUUAUUUCAGAAUAUUGCUUUACAAUUCUAUUUACUUCUAAUAGUAUUAUAGGUAUUACUGGUUUUGUCUUUAUCUUUGUGACCGAGUCUUGCGUGUGAACCUGCGUGUAAUGUAGAUUUUAUCCAACUCUGUUCAACCAAUAGUGACUUUGUUUUGCACUCAAUAACGCGUCUUCAGAUUUCAUGUACAAAGAAGACCAAAUCAUUCAUCGUCAUUAUCAUCAUUAUCAUCAUCAUCAUCUUCCAAUGCGUCGGUCUUGAGACUCUAUCUGAUGGUGUCCAAUUGUACAGAUCAUUUGCCUGAUACGUAGCAAUUCUUUGUUCAGCCACAAUGAUCAAUGUGUCUGUUACCAAUCUCACUAAUGAUGUGACAUCCACUGCUUUUGUGCCAAUCAAGUCAUUGGCCGCUCCACAUCCACCUGUUCCAUUGAGUCCGUUCACUGUGAUAAUCAUUGUUAUUUUUAUUUGUCUGAUGCUUUUUGGGAUAAUAAUAGCAAUAAGAAGAAAGAGGAGACUCGACAGGCUACGGCAUUCUUUGUUACCUUUCUAUUCAUUUGAUGCCAAUGAAGAAGAAGACUGGGAUUCAGAUCUCUUACAACACGAUAGUGGCGCUUCGACCAUUCGACAGCAUGGUCAAACAUUUAGACACGAGAGCAGUUUCCACAGCUGGCAUGAGAGAUUUAGUCCGAUUCAAAGAGCUAUGGAUCGGUUGAACUGAAUUUUAUGGCUGCAGAUAAAGAAAGCAAAAAAAUAUCACACUUAUAAGAGUGUAUAUUGUUACUGCUGUCAUUUGUAUCGCAUUUUAAUACUAGUAUCGAAAAUAUUGUUUAUUGUCUGGUCACAUAAAAAAAAAAUGUCUCCAUUUAUACAUUUACAUGUUCCUUGCAAUCC